Molecule: messenger RNA, 1776 nt
Organism: Ectocarpus siliculosus
Lineage: Eukaryota; Phaeophyceae; Ectocarpales; Ectocarpaceae
Source: the annotation of a GenBank genome assembly
AUAUACCAUGAAGCCUUGCUCUCUCACGCUCAUCGCCGGUCUUCUGGCAGCGCCAGCUGCGGCGGUCGAAUACACCGUCGCCACAUGUGCUGACCUUGCGGAUGUCGACGAUACCCAGGUCACAGGCCUUACCAUCGACACCAGCACCUUCGCCUGCGACGAGUACACCCGCUUCCCUGUGCGCAACUCCAUGACGCUCAAGGCCACCGUUGCCGCGGUAGAAUUCGGGAACUUCUCGCUGAAGGUUCUUGGAGAGCUGACGGUCGAGCCCGACGUCACGUUCAACGGCGUCGUGGACCAGGUCAAGAACGGAGGUGUCCUUUCUGUGGCCGAGGGGGCGACCUCUACCUUCAUGGGCACGUCGGAGUUCAGCGACAACUCCGUUGCAGUGAAACAGCUCGGGGCGGUGUCCUGCGGGGACGGCUGCGAGAGGACUGGACGCGGCCUGAGCUACGUCGUCAAGAAGGGCGGUGCAAUCCACAACAAGGGGACGCUUACGUUCGAGGGGGACGCCACUUUCGAAAGGAACGCGGUCCACACCGAGGAUUCCGUCGAGCAAGGGAAGGCCGGGGCAAUCUCCAACACCGGCUCGGGCACCAUCUGGUUCAAGAGCAAGCUCACAAUGAAGGACAACGAGGCCGAGGGCUUCUUCGAGGGUCUUGGUGGAGCGAUAUACAACCGCGGAGAAAUCAUUGUCGACGGUGAAAGCCUUUUCUCCCUCAACACAGCCUCCGACGGAGGAGGGAUCUACCAGACACCGAUCGGCAAAAUGACGUUCAACAGCAUGGCCACUUUCUCCGAAAACAGUGCAUACGAGCUGCGCGGGGGCGGUCUGAUGAACUAUGGCGGCGUCGUCAACAUCAACGCCGGUAGCCUCUUUGAACUCAACGGGGCCAGUGGCUCCGGCGACGGCGGCCUCGGUGGAGCAAUUUACAACGGAAAUGAAGGGGCGGUCACGCUGAUGGGUUCGACAACUUUCAGGGAGAACGCGGCCUACGAGGGCGGAGCGAUCUACACCGACGAUGGCAGCGUGGCGAACGGCGAAGCCGCGUCCGUUACUACUUUCCCCGAUGACACCGUUUUCGAAGACAACAGGGCCGAUUUCUGCCCGGACGUGUUCGACGGCGACAACGACAACUGCCCAGUGGUGUAAGACGUCAACCAGCUUGUGAUGAGCGAGCGUCUAGUGAUGGGCGAGUGUCUAGUGAUGAGCGAGGGUCAUGAUGAAGAGUUGAUGAGCAACUACUAGAUUUUUUUGUGUCUGAGGGUGCUGCCGUGAGGUGAGUUUUUCCCCACCGUUCGAACGUCUAUCGCCUGCGAUACGCUUGGGUGUAUUGGUUUCCCCCAUGCUUAUAGAACGUUUCACGGCGGCACGGGGGAGGGUAUGUGUGCUGUGCGUGCCGACAUGGUGCCUGUUGUUAACCGCAAACGGUUAUUGAUACAUACGACGCCGCCAAUACGCAUGUGCAUGUCUUCCCACCACGUCGCAAGACAUGACUCAGUGAAGUGGUCUGGUGUGGGUGGGGUUUGACGAUUCUUGGUGAAGGACACGAGAGGAGAAGGCGGGGAUCUCUGGCGUAUGGACGUCACGGAUGCGGAGUGGUCGAAUGGUCUUGUUCUCACCAAUGAUGUCAUUGUAGACAGUAAUCUGAUUGUACACACCUACGGGUUAUAUAUUGAAUUGAACCAUUGGAGUAUGUUACAUUGGACCAUUUUCGUUUAUAGUAGAACAUUCUAGGACUGUCAUAUCGGUCGAAUUAACCGUCUACUACCGCG